AUGAAUUUACCACACGGCUCCUCUUCCUGCUGCCCUCACAUCAAAGUGAGCGACCUGCUCGAAUUUCAGCGACCAGGAGGAGCCAGAGCGGCUCAGCCUGGUUCACUUCCAGCAGAUGAGCGGAGAACUUUGAGGAAGAGGUCAGCGGCACACCGGGGACUCCCGGCAGCAGCUUUGCCAAAGACCACCAAGGUGAUCGGUGGACCAAAUGACAAGCCACAUUCUUCUCCUCCCUCCCUGAGGCCUGAGAAACAGAGAGGGUGCUGGGUGAAGGAGGAUGAAGACGGCAUGUUUCACCUCACUCUGGAGUUUGUUCUGUUGGUCUGUGAGAAGGUGUGA
Messenger RNA from Xyrichtys novacula (pearly razorfish), 339 nucleotides. NCBI's taxonomy places the organism in Eukaryota, Metazoa, Chordata, Actinopteri, Labriformes, Labridae. The record is from the annotation of a GenBank genome assembly.